GUGAUAGCGACUUCCGUCGCGGUUCCUUCCGGUCCGGAAGAGCUGUGUCAGGGUGCAGGGAUAGGGAAAGAUGGCGACCGCUGCUGUGAUCGAGUUCCAGAGAGCGCAAGAAAUGGUGGUGACGGACAAGGCGGCGAGCAUAGAUAUCCUGCAGUCUAUAGGUGAAGGGAGCCUGCAUGAGGCUGCUCUGUCUCGGGUGGGGGAGAAAGCUGGGGGGGGGGCAGCAGCCUAGAGACUCAAACAAUGAAAAUGUGCUGUCUGGGAAGGGGGGGGGCCAGGCUGGGAGAGAGGGGGCAGGAGGGGGGCAAAGAAACUAAUCCUCCACGAUUUGCUCAGUAAUUGUGCCAUACAAAGAGGGGCAGGUGUACUGCAAUGUGGUGUGUGGAUAUAUAGAUAUCUAUCCACACACAGUCAGAAGGACUAUUAGCAAAUGUGUGUGGAUAGAUAUAUAUAUAUAUAUAUAUAAAGCAAAAAGGAAAGAGAUGCACUCUCAGGUCUUUGUAGAAAAAAAACUCGAUAUUAUUUAAUAACAGGUAACACAUAAUCAGAAGGACUAUAAACAAAUGUGGGUGUGUAUAUAUAUAUGUAUUUGUGUGUGUGUGUAUGUAUAUAUUCACAAUCAGAAGGACUAUUGGCAAAUAUGUGUGUGUGUGUAUGUGUAUAUAUAUAUAUAUAUAUAUAUAUAUAUAUAUAUAUGUGUGUGUGUAUCAGAAAUCCAGGAUGCACACUCAGGGCUUUCAAAAUAGUAUAAUGUGAUUUAUUGAAAUUAAGUGAACAUACAGCAAAAGAAAAUCUACGUUUCGACCCUGUAGGGUCUUUUUCAAGAUUGACACAUUAUACGAUUUUAAAAAGCCCUGAGUGGGCAUCCUGGAUUUCUGAUACAUAUAAUUUUGGACGCAAGAGGAUUGAAACUCAGGCAGUUGGGUACCAAGUACUGGUAAGGAGAGUGCCAAGCUAUCAUUUUGUUUUAUUUAUAUAUAUAUAUUCACAAUCAGAAGGACUAUGAGGAAAUAUGUGUAUGUAUAUAUGUGUGUAUAUGUAUGUAUGUUUUCACACAAUCAGGACUAUAAAGCAAAAUAUUUGUGUGGAUAUUUUUAUUAGAUGUGAAUUUAUGUUGUUCAUUAAUGGGAUAUUUUAUAAUGUUCUGUGUUUUCUGUAAAUCCGUUUCUAACUUGUAGCCAUUAAGCUGUACGUGAACUUGUUGCAUGGUAUGAUCUUUCUUUAAACAUCUCAGAGUUUACCCAGUUGUUUUGAUAAAAAUGUCUUCAUCCCGCAACAAGUUUGAGCGCAAAGCAGUUAUAGGUGUUUGUUUAGAAGCAGCAUCUUUAACGCUACGUUUGUUUUACCUUCCAGUGAAGCGAGACAUCCAGGAAAGCGAUGAAGAAGCCUUGCGUGUUAAGGAGCAAAGCAUUUUGGAGUUGGGAGGGCUUCUUGCCAAGACUGGACAGGCUGCAGGUGAGUGAUCUGAAGAUUCUUUGAGGCCAUGUGUGCAAAGCACAAUUGUGGAGCAAAGUGCUAAAGGAGGAGCAGUUUAAAGGAUUAUCAUGUUUGUUUCCAUGGUGAUUGUUAAACAUUUUGAUAUUGACCCUCAGAUUAUUUCUGUGUGUACGUAAGGACUUCAAAUAUGAUAUGAAGGGUUAUUCACUAAAAUGUGAAUUUUCAGGAAUUCAAAAUUAAUUUCAUAUCCCAGGCCAAAAUUGACAAACCGGAACAAAAUCUUCAAAUCAGUUAAGCUUUCAUUUCAGAUAGUUUGGCCUUGAAUUUGAAAUUCACUUUGCCUUUUAGUUCGAAAUUAAUUGAAAUGCACAUUUUAGUGAAUUACCCUGGUUGUGAUCGGUUAGGUGCUACAUAGAAAUUUGCAUGAACUAAAUUGCUGACACAGUGCACCAAAUGGCAAAGCAACCCCCACUGUAAGAUGCCUGUCUUCUAGGCGAUGGUCUGCUUGACAGUAGUAAAUUAAAGGAACACUAUAGUCACCAAAACAAGUUUAGCUUUAUGAAGCAGUUUUGGUGUUUAGAUCAUGCCCCUGCAGUCUCACCAUUUAGAAGUAAAAUCACUUUUCUGUUUAUGUAGCCUUAGCCACACCUCCCCUGACUGUGUCUCUCACAGUCUCCAUGAAAAAAGAAAAAGUUGAAUUUUAACACUUUUUUAAAAUUUUCUAUCUCUUGCUCUCUUGAACUUUAAAGGACCACUAUAGGCACCCAGACCACUUCAGCUCAAUGAAGUGGUCUGGGUGCCAGGUCCAUCUAGGGUUAACCCUGCCUGCUGUAAACAUAGCAGUUUCAGAGAAACUGCUAUGUUUACAUUAGGGUUAAUCCAGCCUCUAGUCGCUGUCUCAUUUACAGGCGCUUCCAAGCUUCUCACUGUGAGAAGUGAGAAGACGCCAGCGUCCAUAGGAAAGCAUUGAGAAAGCUUUCCUAUGGACUGACUGACUGCGCGCGUGCAUGCGCAUUCGCGUGAAGAGGGAGGAGGGUGCCCAGCGCUGGAGAAAGGUAAGCCUUUAACCCCUUCCUCCCUCUAGAGCCCGGCGGAAGGGGGGUCAUGAGGGUGGGGGGGGACCUAUUAACACGAUAGUGCCAGGAAAAUAAGAUUGUUUUCCUGGCACUAUAGUGGUUCUUUAAUUACAUACAGGAUGCUCUUGCAGGGUCUGUAAAGAGAUGAGAAAUUAUAAAUUAAACAGAAUUUGCUAUAAAGAUAGUGUAAACAUUAAAUGACUCUUUACAGAAAGUGUUUAGGAAAACUAUGCAAGAGGUGUGACUAGGGCAACAUAAACAAAGUGAUUUAACUCCUAAAUGACAGAGAAUAGAGUAGUGACCCUGCAGGGGCAUGGUCUUUACAUCAAAACGGUUUCAUAAGCUAAAGUUGUUUUGGUGCCUAUAGGAUCCCUUUACAUAUAUUUACCUAAUGCUCACCGUCCUCGGUUUUGACAUGAUACACUCCUUUAAUUGUUAAGAGCCCAUGAUACUGAUGUUUUCACUUGCCUGCACAAAAACGGAAAUAUGGGGUUUACGGAAGAUGGCAGAGGAUCCUUCUUAGAUAAUAUUGUACAUGUGCAGUAAGAUGCCUGUUCCCAUCAGUGAUGGUGUGCAAUGACUGAUGGCAAAUGGCAGGAUCUUGUAGUUGAUGUUCCACUAAUUGCCAAGAUUCUAUUCAUGUUUCUCAUUGUGUUGUAUUCAAAUUUCAGCGACAGUUCAACAGUCUAUUUGAGUUUUUCUAAAGCUUCUGUCAUUUUCCUGCAAAGUGGUUGCUGGGAAUGGACACGGCAGCUGCAUACCCAGACACGCUACCUCGAUAUGAAGCAAAUGACUUAGCACGAUUUCUAGCAUGCAAGUGUUGUUAGAGGCAGUGCAGCUGUUCAUGUUUAGCUACAGUUUACCCGUGAUGUGUAAUGCUACUUUUUAUAUGCUUCUUUAUUAUGUACUAAAGUAACAUUACCAUAGGGGGAGCUGGUAACACAUGAAAGCUAUGUGAGGAUGACCUGAUUAGACUAUAAAUGAUAUUAAUGGAUUUAUAAAUAAUUCAGAUGUGUUUGAAGUGUAAAAACUAACUCAUGUCUAUGACAGAGAUAGAAAAUCCCUAUUUUUCUCUCUGUGCUAAACUUCUGCAGGCAAAUGGAUUAAAGGGAAAAUCUAGUCUAAAAUUGCAAUUUUUUAUGCACAUGAACAAGGAAGUUAAAAUGGAAAAACAAUUGCUUUUUUUUUUUGUCUCUAAAGUAGUACUGCUGCAAUAAGUUAUUUAAGCAAACCUGCCACUUUUUUGAUCAACAUUUAUUUUUCAGUUCCUGCUGAGAAAUAUUACAGAUUAUGAGUAAAAUGGAAUGCUCACAUUGUUCUGCCACAGCUCCCAAAAUGUGCUUCUCUUGUAGUGCAGACAAGUCUAAAGGAUUCUUGUUCCUUCCUGUGACGUUUUUAUUUUCUUUCUUUAUUUAUAUGUACCUUAUAUAGGGGAUUGCUUUAUACAAGCAAGCGAUUAACAGCAGGGUAUAAUAACUUCUAAAGUAAACACACUCUGCAGAUUCAAGAUAAACCACUUUUAUGAGUGAGUGUGUAUUGAGACUAGAAUUGAUAGCCAGGAGAUGUGACUAGGGCUUCAUUAAUAAAGUAGCUUAAACCUAAAUAUCAGACAGUUGAGCAGUGAGACUGCAUGGGGCAGCGCUAUGCACCACGACUGCUUAAGAAGCAUUAAGAUUAAGAGGUUUUGUUGCUUAGACCUACUCUGAACUUGGUAAUAAUUAUUCACUAUACUUGAAAUUGUAAUAAAGUGACAAGAAAAUUAAAAGUUCUAAGCAAAAAUGGACCACAGACCAAGAAAGUUAUGGUGAAGAAAAAAUGAUUGAAAUCCCCUUCCACCAGAAGUUAGUGGAUAGUCAGUACAUUGUUAAACACAGAUCUGCACACAUCAGUCUAGCAAUAAGGCUUGCUUUUCCCACAGAAACCUUAAAUUUGCAGUGAAGUUACUACUGCAAGGGAUUCUGGGUGGACAUAUGCAAAUUAGUUAAAAAAAUCACCUUUUUGCCUCAUUAUUCCAUUUAAACAUGGAAUCCAUGUUUAAAAUUGAAUAAUGAGGCAAAAAGGUGAUUUUUUUUUUUUUUUUUUGGUUGUUGAAAUAACUUGCAUAUUCCCACCCAGAAUCCCUUUCCGUAGUAACAUCACUGCAAAUUUAAUAUUUCUGUGUUUAACAAUGUAUUGACUAAGCAACAAAAAUUUAUAAUUUCUAAUUCAGAUUUCUUUCCAUCUUUUCUUUUUUAGCCGGAAAUGUAUAAUCCAUGUUCUGUUCACAACAAUUCUAAGUUUAGCAAAUGACCUUGAAAGGGACCAUGUCAUUUGUGUCCCAACUUGUAUACCUUACAGCCUUCUGCACAAUCCUUUGUCACGUUACUCAUAUUCCUGUUAUGAAUCUAAUUUUUUUAUAUAUAUAUUUAUUUUGUCAGAACUCGGUGGUCUCUUGAAAUAUGUACGCCCAUUUCUUAAUUCUAUCAGCAAGGCAAAAGCAGCCAGGCUUGUGCGAUCCCUUUUGGACUUGUUCCUAGAUAUGGAAGCAGCAACUGGCCAGGAGGUAAGACUAACAAUAGAAUACUUCACAUUGCCAAGUAAUUCUUCUAAUUAUUUAGAUUGUAUUUUAACUUACUAAAAACUCAGCUUUUUGUUUAAAUUACUCACAUGCAAUAAAACCUGUGGUUUUGUUUUGUUUUUCUUUCUAACAAUUUUGACAAAUUUUGUCCUAGACCAUCAUUUGUCUUUAGCAAGGUUUAAAGGUACUGUUCCAGUAAGAUAAACAUUAAAUGAAUUCCCUGACCUGUAAUAAAGCAACAAAAAACUUUAGGAAGUAUUUGACCUUUUCUUGUGCCCAUAACUACAUGCAAGUAUUAGUUUAGUAAAGUUUAGUCUACUAAAGCAGGGCUUGACAAAUUUUCUUGGAAUCUAGGAGCCAGCUUAAAUAUAUAGUUACCAGCCAGGUUUUUGUAUACUAGCAAAACUUGAUUCACAAUGAUAAAAAUACAAUUCUUAAAAGAACACUGUAGUCAUCAGAACCACUACAGCGUAAUGUAGUGGUUAUGGCGUCUAUAGCCUAUCCCCGUUCAGAGAAAAGACAGUGUUUACAUUGUUGCCUAGGAACACCUCUAGUGACAGUCAUUAGACGGCCACGCGAGAUGAUUCCUAGUCCAGUGCUGCACAGUGUCCAGCACCUGCGUUCAGUGUCUCCACACACUGCUUGGAGGCACUGAAGUUCCCCGUAGAGAUGCAUUGAUUCAGUGCAUCUCCUUGAGGAGAUGCUGAUUGGCGCAGCACGGUGAUUUACUGUGCAUGUGCAGUAGCCUCACAAUGCUUUCUUAUGGGAAAGCAUUGGCUUGGCUAAGGUCAUCAAGACUGAUAAUCUUAGCCAUGGAGGCACGGCCUGCCACAGCUAGACUGGCACAACGUGGGGGGGAGGAAAGGUGAGAAAAAUGGCUUUCCCAUGCGUUCAGAAACCUAAACAGACCCACUCACUGACAGACAUCACACAUUUUCUCAUAAACUCACAAAUUAUUUUUUACUUUUAUUUUUUUAAUUUAAGUUCACCCAGCCUUUGGUAGAGCUGGAGUGGAUCCUUUCCCUGUGGUCCAAUUUGGCUGUUGUAAUCUGCAAGCUCGUCCUUCUUUUCUCCCUCACUCACUGGUUAGUAAGGCCGGUCCUGGGGUGACCUCAUAUUCGGCUCCCCACAGCACAGUGCAUAAGGGAGAAGAGCACAAAGUUUACAGCUCCCUCUCGACCUCCAUUCAUCCCCAGCCACCUCCGCUGAAUGGGCUGACAAACACCCAGGUUUGCUGCUUGGUUAUUGAUGCCUCGUGAGUAAAAGAUAUUACAUUGCAAAUAUUUUAAAAGAAAUCAGAUUGCUCAUGGAUGCAAACCGGUUAAUAUGGACCUAGUUAGUUACCUCCUAAAUGGUUCAUUUGCAUAAACUGGGGAAACUUUUGAAUACCAUAUCUACCUUUUCCACAUUUGACGGUAACCGUUGCUAUGGGGGUUUUUUUCUUAGUCGCCAGUCCAAAAUUCUAAUUUUUAUAGUAAUAUAAGGUCUUUAAGUGAUUACUAUAAUUGUGCUCAACACGACAUAGACAUGUAUGGACAACUGGAGAAAUAAUAUUUAUGCAAAGAGGGAAGUUGAGAGAGGGCACUCUCAUGAGACAAGUAGAGUUGAAGGCACGGCUCAACAAAUCCAGUUUUCUAUAGAAAUUCAAAAAUUGGACUUUGCCCAAAAUGUGUUUUCACUUAAAUUUGAGAGAUCAAAAGAUUUAUUUUGACUCACUCCCUUAUCACAAACUUGCCUGUUUAAUCAUUCACCCAUUCCUGUCCCUUGCUGAGUUCAGUGAAGAUGGACAGGAGAAAGAUUUGCUACACUGUCUUGUGGUGUUAGGGGGGAGCAAGCAUUCUCUGCACAAUAUAAUAGUAGAGGCAGUAGACAAUCUCCGUAAUGACAAUCUACUUGUCAAUGUGAACAUUGACAUGGCUAUUCACAAAACUCUGGGAAAAACUGAGACAAAACUGAAUUGGAAAAAUAGUCACAACAUUUGGCCUCAGUUAUUUCCUCAGUUUUGUGAAAAUUCUAAAUUUAGUGAUGAGCUCUUUCCCACCCCAUAGUCUCUCCCCCUGUCCCUCCUGUAGUCUGCUUGUAAUUUGUGUGUGUGUGUGUGUGUGGUGUGCAAUGUUUGCACCGGCUGUGUGCAUUAUGGUGUGUUUGCCGGCUUUGUGUAGUGUGUGAUGUUUGCCGUCUGGGUGUAAUUUUUGUCACGUUUGCCGAAUGUGUGCAACAUUUGCCGGCUAUGUGUAGUAUGUUGUAUGGGAUGUAUGCUGGCUUUGUUUAUUAUGUAGGCUGUGUUUGAUGUUUGGCUUUGUGUACUGUAUGUGUGAUGUUUGCUGGCUGUGUGUAAUAUGUGUGGUGUGCGCAGGCUGUGUCUAAUCUAAUCUAGUGUGUGAUUGCUGGCUGUGGGUAAUGUGUGUCUGUGUGACGUUUGAUAGCUGUAUGUAAUGUGUGUGGCCUUUGCUGGAUGUGGGUAAUGUGCGCUGGCUUUGUGUUAUGUGUGUGAGAGAUGUUUGCCUGCUGUUUCUGUGCAAUGUGGCGGACGUUUGCCAGCUGUGUGCAACAUGUGUGACCUUUGCUGGCUGUGUGCAAUGUGUUGUAUGUGAGAUUUGCUGGCUAUGUGUAAUGCGCUUAGUGUGCGCUGGCUCUGUGUAAUGUGCGUGGUGUGUAUUGUGUGUUUUUUUGCUGUCCGUCUGUAAUGUGUGUGACAUACUCCUUGUGAUGUACUCCGCCUUUAUGUAAUGUGCUGUAGGGAUAUAAUGUGGAGGCACUCUGUGAUCCAUUGGGAGUUAAAGGAACACCAUAGGGUCAGGAACACAAACAUGUAUUCCUGAGCCUAUAGUGUUAAAACCACCAUUUAGGUGGCUUGCUCCCCAUCAGUCCCUUUAAAUGGAAUUAAAACUCACCUUAUUUCCAGCGCCGCCUCCUGAAUGACAUCCUCAGAAUUGACAAUUUUUAGCCAAUCCAAUGAUUUUCUAUAAGGAGAGCAUUGGAUUGGCUAAAAUCGGCAAGGAGGCGGGAUGGGGGCAGAGCCAAACGCCAUUUUGGCUACUCAGCACUUCUCUGUGAGGAAUGAUUAUACUCACCAGAACUACAUUAAGCUGUAGUUGUUGUGGUGACUAUAGUGUCCCUUUAAAGCACCUGGUCGUAAUUAGCGGGAGUGCAUUUGGUGUGCACCUCAAGCUGGCGCAGACCACUAUAAUGGCUUUUUCACUGUACCGGUGUUCCGUGAGUGCUAGGAGUCAUAACUGCUGUACGCUGACCCAUCAGUGGGAGCAGGAGCGAUUACUGUGGUCUGCACCAGCUGGAGGUACUGUCCACAUACUCUAGGAGCCGCCCUGUCGCUUGCCUCUGCUGUAGCGCUAAAAGAUUAAUAAAAACACCUGUAUGUUUUGGGCAAUAUGAAUGCCGUUUAUACAGGAACAGUGAUUGGGGGAAAAGAGUGAGGGAAUGCUGCCUCUGUUACUACAUCCCACUAGAUUCCAGGAACAAAACAGCUAACCUCCCACUACUUUCCUCCUUUACCCCUAGUGAAGGUGAUCAUUAGAGGGCAAAAAAUAAAACACGACAUAGGUACGUGUGUCACUCUUACAAUCUAGAAUGAAUGUAUGUGUAUGACUCGAGUUAUGAGAGUGGGAGCAAACGUGUUUUAGUGUUUUACGGGACAAAAACAUAUCCUGUAGACCAGAACUGGGCACUUCUGACUGAUGGAACCUCUUCAUGCUCUUGGAGGGGGGGCUAUCUGCUGCUUCAUCACUAAAGUUAUUUAUUUUUAAGUUUUAACUCUAUAAUACGUUAAAACUAUUCUAAAAUACUCACUUUUAUUUUACAACCCAUUACAGUAUUGGCAUAUUUUUGUAAUAGGAACUUCACAAUUAAUUUCGAAAUUUUAGCAACUAGCAAUGACUGGUUUAAUGAUUGCUCACCUUGGCACUUCAAAUGUUUAUGAAUUAUAUAUGCCUAGUUUGAGAGCCAGAAACCAUGUCAUUAAGGGUGAUAAUUUAACAACACCUAAGAAUAACUGCGGGUUACUAGAAGUGCUCUUUCUGUAUGGUACAUAUUAUACCUUUGAGAGUUGCAUUUUCUUUAGAUAGUACUUAAAACAUUCCAGAUUGUGUGAAACAUGCAGCUCUCUCUUUUAGGUGGAACUGUGCUUAGAAUGUAUUGAAUGGGCCAAGGCGGAGAAGCGGACCUUCCUUCGCCAGGCACUAGAGGUAAAGUAUAUGUUAAAUAUCCGUUCCAAUCUGUGAAUGUCUGUUUGUCACAAGAUGCCUUUUUACAUAAAUGUUUAUCAGAAGCUGUGUGCUUGAUUAGAACUUUCCAUGCUGACUGUGAUUCUUUGCACACCCGAAAAACUGUGCAAAUUGCAAUAGGCUGCAAAUUGCAGUACAUAGACAAGGAAUCUACACAUUUUAGACAAAAGUUGGAGAAAUGGAAAAAUUAACCAACUCCGCUAUAGUUAAUUUUAUUCAGCUAUAAUAAGAUAACUUUUAACUUUAGAGUAUAUUUGCUAAAUAGCAGUUUGAGGUAAACUGAAAGCAGCCAAGAUAACAACAAUAUCUGAGAACUUUUCCAAAGCAGCGAUUUCCCCCCUCCCCCCCAAAUUUUGCAAUAUUGUUUUCGUUUACCACGGUGUUGUAGUCCCAUUUUAGGAAAAAACUUCAGGCGUUCAAAGAGCUGUGUGUGGCUAUGUUUCUUGUGCUGGAGGAAAUACAUUGUUUCACCGACACAUGGUAUUUUAGAAGUAAGAUUUAUUUUUGUGAAAGAACCAAAAUGUGUUUAGCACACAGAUCUGGGUGCACAGUGGAUAAGAACACUCUAAUUUUGGAUAAUAAAAAAAAAACCUAAAUAUGUUCAUGCAAUCUGCUAGCUACAAACAAACUAACUUUUUGGGGAUUUUUUUGUGCACAAAAUACGCAGAUCUCUGUGUUGAUGGUCCUAUUCACCUGGAGCAUACAAUAUAUAUUGAUUUGACAUGUGAAAACUGCUAGAGUUGCAAGUAUCUCCCACAUUCCAGCCUCAUUGAUAGAUCAGAUUAACCAUAACUUUUAAUUAGUAUCAAUUUCAACUAACCUAGAGUGCAUUAAUCAGCUGUGAGUGGAUAGCUAGCCCACCCCAGCUCUGAGCUAGUCAAUUCAGUUCACAAAAUUGACUUUGUAUUCUUAAUGAGGCAGGGAGGACGUAUAGUGUGGUUUAUUGUACAGUUUUUGUACCUAAAUGCAACAGUUUUUUUUUGUUUUGUUUGUUUCUCUGUUAUUCACAUUUACACCCUUCCUUUUCUAUUCCAGGCCCGGCUUGUAUCUCUUUACUUUGAUACUAAACGUUACCAGGAGGCAUUGCAGUUAGGUGAGUUUGCCUGCAGGUGGCAGUCUCAUACCUUUAAAUGUCGAUGUGGUACUUCUGAAAGCUAAUAUUUCCAUAGAGAUUUGCUUCCUUAGUCACCACUGCUGACUCAUUUAGUAAACUGCAAAAUGGUGUAGCUUACAAAGUGUUAGGCUAUAUGAUUGGUGUGUUUUCAAUUCCUUACUAAUGAAAUGAAACUUAAAUUCAAAGCUCUGGAGGAACUUUAGAUCACAGAAUUCUUUAUCAUUUCCCUCCUGCUCUGAUUUUUUUUAUCAAACCUUGUUUGUGUAAGGUGUAACAGUCCAGAUGUGGAGGAAAAAAUAUAAUUCCGGAGUAUAUUUUUUUUUUACAGCAGUUAGUAAAGCUUAUUGUUUGGCGGAUGUACCAAAAUGAGUGGAUUGGGUCCCCUACAAGAUUUGAAACUGUGCUGAUUGUGUCUGUACAAUAUAUUGUUUAUAACUGAAUAUAUAGCAAAAAGACUACAGGGAGCUAUUUUUUGUUAGUAAUUGGUUACACUCCUGGCGAUACAGCAAAAAAAUAGCUUGUCUAACAGGCUUUCAAGCCUUCUGCAUAGAUAAUAUCAUAAUGUGUUCAGUUUUGAGUCUGUAUGCCAUUUGUACAGCACAGGGCCUAGGUCAGGGGUGCUCAAUAGGUAGAUCCCCAGAUAUUAUAGAACUACAACUCAAAUGAGAAAGCAUCAUGGAUGCUGUAGUUCUACAACAUCUGGGGAUCACCCCUGGUUGAUUUAAAAUGUAAGCUCUCCCCUGCUUUCAAGUAGGACACUGGCUAAUGCCAUUUUGACAGUCAGGGAUGGGGAAGUAGUGAAUGGACUGUACGAUUUCACUAUUGGUAUUCCAGGCAGGGAAAAAGAUUGCUGUACUAGUUUUAAAUGCCUUUAUAUUUUAGAAAUAUAAAUAUUUACUGCACAAAUGCAGAAAUGUAUUGUACAUUUUGUUGCCAGUUAUAGUAAACUGCACUGCUAGUAAUGCCCUCAGGGUCAUUAUUUAUUUACAUUUUUUUAAUCUAUUUUUGUCACAUCUACUGUAUGCGAGAAAAAUAGAUUUUUUUUUUCUUUUAUAUUAACAUUUCAGACCCUGAAUGACAGAUUACAAGAUAACGGAAACUGUAUAAAGUUUAAAACUGUUCUUUUCCUAGAUAUUUUUUCUGAAUGAUGAUAAAAUAAGUGGGGGGAAAAAUUUGAAUAAUGUUAUUUUUUAAAGAAAAAGUGCUUACAAUGAGUGACACUUUUGAAUUUAUUUUUUAAAGGAACACUAUAGGGUCAGGAACACACACAUAUAUUCCUCACCCUAUAGUGUUUACCCACCAUUUAGGUGGCUUGCGCCCCUCCUUAUCCCUCCUUAAAAGUUAAUAAAAACAACCUUAUUUCCAGCCCUGCGCGGGUCCACCGGCGCUGGCCCCGCCCCCUUGGUGACUUCACCAGAAUUGUUAAUUUUUAGCCAAUGCAAUGCUUUCCCAUAGGGAAAGCAUUGGAUUAGCUAAAAUCGGCACGGGGGCAGGGCCAAAUGCCAUUUUGGCCAAUCAGCACCUUCUUAUAGAGAUGCAUUGCGUAGCGUAGAGACUCUAAAUGGCAGUGCUGCUUACUGUGCAGAACUGAGCCAGGAAGCACCUCCAGUGGCCAUCUGAGGAGUAGUCACUUGGAGGUGUACCCAGGGGCAAUGUAAACACUGUCUUUUCUCUGAAAAGGCAGUGUUUGCAUGAAAAUGCCUGAAGGCAGUGAUUAUAUUCACCAGAACAACUACAUUAAGCUGUAGUUGUUCUGGUGACACUAGUGUCCUGUUAAUUCACGCCUGGGAUGUGGUAAAUACAAGGGAUUUUGUUAGCCAAAAAAAAAGUUUAUUACAACAUGAUACUGCAUUUUAUUACGUUGUUUUUACCCUUUGAAUCCACAUAAAUCAAAACUUAAACAAAUCUGCUCUGUCUCUUGCAGGUUCACAACUGCUCCGUGAGCUAAAAAAGAUGGAUGACAAAGCUCUUUUGGUGGAAGUUCAGCUACUGGAGAGCAAGACCUACCAUGCCCUUAGCAACUUACCCAAAGCUCGAGCUGCACUGACAUCUGCCCGUACCACGGCCAAUGCCAUUUAUUGCCCGCCAAAGUUGCAAGCUGCCCUGGACAUGCAGUCAGGUUAGCACUUCUAUCAUGACAUCAUACAUUCCAUAUUAUUAUUAUUGAUACCUAUGCAUGAUAGAAAAAAUACAACCGCACACAUUCACACAAAUGCAUGAGUUCAUUAUUUGGAGAUUGAAAGAUUUUCAACUUUUGGAAUUACUUUUAAAUGAGCGUUAGAAUACACUUUUUAGAAUAUUACCUCUAUUGCCCAACUGCUGUUUUUGAUUUGUGCUUCAUAUGAGUGCAAAUAAAACAAAAUAUGGACUUUGUGAAAGGUAGUUUCUUUGAAGCCAAAGAAGUCUCCCGCAAAUAAAUGUCCAACAGAAAAUACUGCUACAAAUGGAGCUGUGAACAGGAGCUUGGUGACCUGUGGAUUUUGGUUCAGCCCCACCAUUUGCAAUACUUGUAACCAUAAUAUUUUCCUUGGCUUAAAAAUUGUAAUUCCAUUUAUAGAUAAAGUUUUGAGAUAUUUUUAAGUGGACCGUGUGUCCGAGGCUCGUGUCUUUGUAUUGAUAGAAGCCAUUUUCUGCUUCUAAACAUAGGCUGCAUUACAUGUAUGUAUCGUCAUAUUUGGGAUUUAUGACUUAUCAUCAAAGUUUAACUUGUGAUUACACAUAUUUUCUCCAGGCAUAAUCCACGCAGCAGAGGAGAAGGACUGGAAAACGGCUUACUCCUAUUUCUAUGAGGCCUUUGAGGGGUAUGAUUCCAUAGACAGCCCAAGAGCUAUGACAGCCUUGAAGUACAUGCUGCUGUGUAAGAUCAUGUUGAAUACGUAAGUAUAAAAUCCUCGCAAAUGUUUUGCUGCCACCUUGCUGACUGUUUACAUGUUUCUUCGUAAGCAGCCACUGUUCCAUUCUCCAUGUACAAGUCAUGAAAGAAGCUUUGUCACGUUGAAACUUCUAUUUGUGAGAACACUAGACCAUUUUUUUAUUUUUUAUAUCAAACUUUACAAGCUGUCAGCAAUCCAGACUUAACCCAUUGAAACGAAAAAACAAAACAAAACGAUAAUAGGUCAAAUAUUAGUGGAAAAUAGUAAUAAAAUGAGCAUGCUCCAAUGGGCCUAUGCGCAUUUGGGGUUGAUGGGUUUAGCUAUUUCUUAGCUUAUAAGAUUACAAACUCCAUUUCAUUCCCCGAACUCUGAAUAUCAAUAUUUUGUUGGGGUGCAGUAUUUGCACUCCCCCUUCCGGUCAAAUACUUGGGCUUUGACUCCAUACUAUGGGCAUUCUAUGAAUCAAAGUGCUGUUUGCAUACAAUUUUAAUAGCAAGUGCAAUUGCUUGGGAUAACAGGGGUGACACCUUUAUAGUCCUGCGGCUGCAUUUUUGUUUUUGUUUUUAAACGAGACUGUGGUACGAAAAUGUCUAAUUCUAGUUAUUAGUUUAAUUGACAUCCCAUUUGUUAAGAAAGUAUUUUGUGUUGACCCAUUCAGCCUUCAUAAUGGCAGUCUAUUUAUUUGUCCUUUCCAGGCCUGAAGAUGUGCAAACCCUAGUGAGCGGGAAGCUAGCACUGCGUUAUGCUGGGCGGCAGGUUUGUAUUGAUUGUACUGCUUUAUAA
Pelobates cultripes (western spadefoot toad) is the source of this 14081-nucleotide messenger RNA. Lineage: Eukaryota; Metazoa; Chordata; Amphibia; Anura; Pelobatidae. The record is from the annotation of a GenBank genome assembly.